This is a messenger RNA of Musa acuminata subsp. malaccensis (wild Malaysian banana), 1802 nucleotides long. Its product is annotated as shaggy-related protein kinase kappa. Gene Ontology annotation, cellular component: cytoplasm. The record is from RefSeq and is a predicted model, not a curated record. Gene Ontology annotation, biological process: protein phosphorylation; signal transduction. Lineage: Eukaryota; Viridiplantae; Streptophyta; Magnoliopsida; Zingiberales; Musaceae. Gene Ontology annotation, molecular function: protein serine/threonine kinase activity; ATP binding.
GGCUACUUUUGGGGCGAGUAAGAACAACCUCCACUGUGUGUGUGAGAGACAGAGGGAGGGUAAGUUACCAGACUAGAUUGAUCGUGUUCUUGAUCCCAAGAUGCUCGAUCUUUGCUUGUCUUUUCGACGGUUUCUUCUCCAGAUGUACAGAUUUCCUAACUCAGUGUUAGUUGGAGUUAGAGAGCCAUAAGCGUGGGGCCAGAGUAACAGAACUCUUGGCUGUGAGCAAUACAUGGCAUCUGCGAGUUUAAGGCAUGCUGGUGUGGGAAGUUCCAGGGUGGUGAACAGUUUUAAGGGGUCAUCAAGCUCAGUUGAAUGGCUUGGAAGAGAGAUGCUGGAAAUGAAGUUAAAGGAUGCCAGGCUGGAUGCAGAUGAUGAAGAAGAUACUGAGUCAGAAAUUAUUGAUGGAAUUAGUGCUGAAGCUGGACAAAUAAUUGCUGCUACUGUUCGUGGCCGUAAUGGUCAACCAAAGCAGGCAGUUAGUUAUAUAGCAGAACAUGUGGUUGGCACAGGUUCUUUUGGGGUCGUAUUUCAGGCCAAGUGCAGGGAAACUGGGGAGAUAAUGGCUAUCAAGAAGGUUCUUCAAGAUAAACGCUACAAGAACCGGGAAUUACAAAUUAUGCACAUGCUGGACCAUCCAAAUAUUGUUGCUCUUAAGCACUACUUCUUUUCAACUACAAAUAAGGAAGAGGUGUACCUAAACCUUGUAUUGGAGUUUGUACCUGAGACCGUUAAUCGUAUUGCAAGGCAGUACAACAGGAUGAACCAACGCAUGCCUCUCAUAUAUGUGAAACUCUUCACUUACCAGAUAUGUAGAGCACUUGCUUACAUGCAUAAUGCUGUUGGCAUAUGUCAUCGAGAUAUCAAACCACAAAAUUUACUUGUGAAUCCACAUACAUAUCAACUCAAGUUGUGUGAUUUUGGUAGUGCAAAAGUAUUGGUCAAAGGGGAACCUAAUAUCUCUUACAUAUGCUCAAGAUAUUAUCGAGCACCUGAGCUUAUAUUUGGUGCGACUGAGUAUACAACUGCGAUCGACAUGUGGUCCACUGGUUGUGUGAUGGCUGAGUUGUUUCUUGGGCAGCCCCUAUUUCCUGGAGAAAGUGGUGUUGACCAGCUGGUGGAGAUUAUCAAGGUUCUUGGAACACCUACAAGAGAAGAGAUAAAGUGCAUGAAUCCAAACUAUACUGAGUUUAAGUUUCCACAAAUAAAGGCUCAUCCAUGGCACAAGGUUUUCCAAAAGCGGUUGCCGCCAGAAGCAGUUGACCUUGUUUCUAGAUUUCUUCAGUACUCACCAAAUCUGCGGUGCACUGCUCUAGAAGCCUGCUUGCACCCUUUCUUUGAUGAGCUGAGAGACCCAAAUACUCGUCUCCCCAAUGGUCGACCACUUCCUCCUCUCUUCAACUUCAAAUCUCAUGAAGACAACAAAGAGUCACAUGCAACCCAUUAGUAUUUAGCCAUAUAGAUAUUGUCUGACAGAGAUAAGGGGAAUUCCGCCGGAUGUUCUUGAGCGUCUAAUUCCGGAGCAUGCAAGGAAGCAGAGCUUGUUCAUGGCCUUGCACGGUUAGCAGGCUUUGGAGCGUAGCGAACAUGCUCCAAAUGCCUGCUUGUAGAAACUUGGAAGCGGAGCUUCUUCGAUGUACCUUUUCUUUUCUUCACCUUUUCUUAUUUUUCUAGCUUGGAAGGUUUGAAGCCUGUGUGGAGAUGAAAAUGCUUGUAGAAACUUAAAAAAGUCUUUUUACAUAAGAGCAUAUGUGUAUCUUUGUAAAUUUAUUGGGCCUGUGUGGUGGUUAUUUCCGAGAUUC